CUUCGCGGCUUGGGCUCUUUUUUCGAGGACUGCUGAGCUUGAAGAACAUUUUGUUCCUCUGGAAACAUUAGAUCUAUAAGUGUCCACACUUUCGGCGUAUCGGUGACACAUGUUCUCUUUGCAAGUGCGAAUUUUCCAUGAUUAUUUCAUUAAAGUAGGUUGCAGCAUCGAGCAGAUAUCCUGAGAUUUUCUGAACGAAGGCGAGCUUGUCGAGAUAUAACUGAUCGAAUUGUUGAAUGGCAUGGUAGCACUCCUGACUGCUCGGGCUAAUUAUAGACGUAUAAUAGUUAUGAGCCUCAACGAACCUUUUCCAUGAAUUAUCGUACUGUUGUGAAAGUACUCUAAUAGUCUCGGCAUUGUUUGGGUCAUUUAACAAAGAUUCGAUUUGACCACGCACACGAGUAACGGCUCCCAAGCAACCUGCCCUAGUUCUCUUUGAGGAGUACACCUUUUCGUCGAGAACGUCGUCAGAAACUUGUUGCACACGCUCCCUUCGUGGCCAUCUCGUAUUUCUAUUGUCUGAGUCCAUAUUUCAUUAAAUCAGCGAUGCAUGUUAUUGUAUAUAUUGUAAUAUACAGUCCUUAAUUAAACGAACGUCAGGCGCAAGCCAACGGAAUCUCUUUGUGCUUCGACAAGAAAGAACUCCAAACGGUCGGCUGAUCAUUCGAAUAAAACUAUGUAUAGGUGUUCCGACGCUAUACGCUUAGCGAACUUGCGAUGUUAGUUAUCGACCCCAAUGUGACAAAUCGUGUUGAUUUUGUUUUAUUCUAACAGAAUAUAAAUACAUAAAUAUUUACAUUAAUUAUACGCAAACUAUGACACAUCACCACGAUUUUACAUAACAAACGUUCACAUAGACGAUAGAUAAUACGCAAAAAAACGUUAAUGUCUUACCGAAUGUCGAUAAUCCGCAGAGUUCUAUUUUACAAGAAUUUUCCGAGUAUUUUUUAUAAAUUUAAAAUGUAACAACCGAAACGUUCUUCCUCCGUAUUUUUUACGGCCGAAGUGCAUGCUUAAUUGACGUGGACUCCGCUGCCCGGAAGUGUUGAGUACGUUUACCUCAACAGUUGGCGACUGCAGAACAUCAUCGACUUAGUCUUAAACACGACGCUGCAUCACUGUGGUUGGAAGACGUCACUAGAUACUCAUUUAAAGUGUGCAUGCGUGAAUUACAAAACUUUGAUGGAUAGAUAGAAGAUAUUUACGUGGUGAGUCAACUAAAUACAUAUUAAAAUAUAUUAUGCGAUAAUUCAAACCCUGCCGAUUCAAACACUGUUAUAAACCUCGUGCAAUUAAGUAAAAUUAUGCGCUAAGACAUCGCAGCAUCAGCUCAGUAUAAUAUAUUCAACGUGUUGUUGAUGAGUGGAGAGAGAAAGCGCAUACAUACAUAUGCACACUGCACAUUUUAGACGUCAGCUUGAGGUAUUAGCGCUGCAUGAAUGUGUGUAUUUAGAGCAUAUCUUGCAAAGACAAAUUAAUGCAGUAAUAGCGAGUUAUGUAUUGAACAGUGCAUACAUUACGUAAAGUUCCAAAAUGUUUGGGUAUGUAAAAGUUUGGGCUUUUAUCCUUGUUCCACUGAAAAAUUUAUGUUUUCGAAAGUUCCAGCGCGCGGGUCUUUUAGAAAUUAAGACUUUAGAAAUUUGAAAAAUGCGCAAACUCUUGUCUAUGACAAUCUUAUUCGCAUUCAAAAUAAAUUAUACAAAAAAUAUACGGCAUAAUAUUCCAUGUAUAUAAUUAAUGCCUACAUCUUAAAGUAAAUGCAUGAUUUUAUUUUUUUACAAUUGGAUUGCAUUUGAAACUCUCGAACGGCCUAUUUUCACAGAACAAGGUUCCAAUCAUUUCGUUCGGACUUCCAAAAAUCCUCCGUCCAGCACCAAUUAUGCACAAUGCAAGGAUGUCACUUUUGCUGCCAACUAUACCAAACCACCAACGGUGUUAGUCUCUCCGAAGCACAGUACAUCAGGAAAUAAUGUUGAUCCAAAAAACAAUGGAAUCUCCACAUGGAUUGAGACUAUUACAGAUGCGUCUUUUAGAAUAUGUUUUAAAGAGUUACACAGCACCAAUGGUUAUGAUCCUGUUACAAUAUCCCAUGUUGUCUUAGGAGAAAUCUGUGAUUCGGGGUGGAUAUAUUUCAGAGGAUAUUGUUAUAAAAUAAAAACUUCGUGUGAAACGUGGAAAAACGCCUCAACAACGUGCAUGGGUUAUGGUUCAACUCUGGUUAGAAUUGAAAGUUCUGAAGAAGACGUCUUCGUUCAAAAUCUUCAUUAUGGAAAGCAGCCAUCUUGGAUCGGAUUGAAUGAUCAAGCAAAUGAAGGGAUAUAUUUGUGGAGCGAUGGCGGACCUGCCUUUUACACAUACUGGGAUCCACGAGUAACCACAAGUAACAGCGAGACUGAGGACUGUGUUGAGAUUUCAGGAAAAGAUACGAAAUACUACUGGCAAUCAUCAUCAUGUGACAAUUGUCGAGGCUAUACGUGUAUGAAAGAUUAUGAUGAGUGCACUCAAAAUACCCACACUUGUGACCCAAAUGCUGAUUGCAAAAACACCGACGGUUCAUAUACAUGUCAAUGCCGAAGUGGUUUUACCGGCAAUGGAAAAGAAUGCAGAGAUGUGAACGAGUGCUCCUUAAACUUAUGUGCGCCAAGUGCCAAUUGUAGCAACACAGUAGGCUCCUACACGUGUCAUUGUAGGAAAGGGUAUACCGGUAACGGUCGAAAAUGUACAGGUCGGAUAGGAAAGCAAGAUUAG
This is a messenger RNA of Dendronephthya gigantea, 2748 nucleotides long. Its product is annotated as macrophage mannose receptor 1-like. Bases 1762 to 2748 code for a protein of 328 amino acids. Lineage: Eukaryota; Metazoa; Cnidaria; Anthozoa; Malacalcyonacea; Nephtheidae. The transcript has 7 exons. Gene Ontology annotation, biological process: cell adhesion. The record is from RefSeq and is a predicted model, not a curated record. Gene Ontology annotation, molecular function: carbohydrate binding; calcium ion binding.